GGGGGUCGCCUGCAUACUCUCCGAUCCUAGUCCCUACCUGUUGUUUGGGGAAGUGUUUGAGCGAGUAUCGCCGCGUCGCCAACGUGAGUAUCGCCAUGGUCGGCUUGGGGCGAGCGACAACCCGAGUGGCCACCCUGGUGAUUGUGACAGCUUCACCCGAUUGGAUGGCCGAGCACUUCGAGAUACUUCAACAUCGCACACUGCUGGAGAUCACUUUGCCUGGAUCACACAACAGUGGCAAUUACCAAGGAGGUUUGCAUGCGGAUUUGCUUUGCGAAAGCGACUACAAGUACGGCGAGUACUUGGGAAGUGCAAGUUCUCAUUUGUUGCAAGAGUCUGGAAGGCCACUGUUGAGCCAGGCAGAGUUUGAUCGGAGAAUGAUUCCGUGGAACAUCAACCACUUUCGACCCAUCAAUGCACAGCUGUCCGAGGGCGUUCGAUUUCUUCAUUUGAAGAUCUGCAACUUCGGAGCUCCAGGUGCACCGACCAUGGAUCUGGGCACCGUGCACUUUCAACACCGAGGCUAUACCACCCGGGAGACAGUGGCGUCGACGCUCCAGGAACUGCGCGCCUUCCUGGAUGCGCAUCCGAAGGAGAUCGUAAUUCUGGGCUUCAACAACUUACACAACCGCGCCUCGAAGUCCUUCGGAGAAAUGGAUAUUGCCGCACUGGCUGUUGCCCUGGAGACUUCCAUAGGUCCUGAGAAUCUCAUCAGUCGGGAGCAGCUCUACAGGCAAACGCUGCGGGAACUGGUCGAAGCGAACCGACGAAUUGCAGUCUUCUUGAAAGGUGCUCCGCAAGACCUUGGCCAUAUAAUACCCAGUGAGCUUGCGCUAGAAGAGAACUGGUCGCCGGUCAUGGCCAGCGGUGACUUGACUGGAGCAAAAGCCUGGCUGCUGAAAGACCUGAAGACCUCAGCGGUGCAACGAGACCGGUUCUAUGUCAUGCAGGCCAAUCCCAACAAUGCUGAGGAAAAGAUGUACGAACGCAUGAAUGCAAACAGCAGUCCUGCAUCCAACUUGGAUUUCUUGGAGAAGUUCUUGCAAGACUUGCCCGCUUUAAUACUUCAAGCAGCGCAUGAAGAACCGCGUAUCCAAAUCAACGUGAUUGACAGUGAUUUUCUGAACAUCAGCAACCCCUAUGCAACUGCUAUGGAGCUGAUGAUGCCGACAAGGGCCCUGACUGAGGGGUCUACAGGCCUUACAGGCCUUGGUUUCUGGAUUCUUGGCCUUUUAAGCCUGUGUGGCUUGCUGGCAUGCACGGCUUUCUUGGCUCGCAGGAGUCGGUCAAACGGCUACGAUCAUCGCUUUGCCAAUGAUCUUUAGAGAUGCGACGAUCGGAGAAGUGUGUAGGUAGUUGGGCUCCCCUGCAGCCUGCAGCAAAGGGCUGGCCAAAACAUAUGGUUUCAAUGCCACGUUGCAGAUGCAAGAUUUGAGCGGAUAACUUCCUUUCUUACCGCCCUGAGCCGCGGCAUUUGCUGCUGCUAGGCAACCAGUCUUUGUGGGCAAA
Messenger RNA from Durusdinium trenchii, 1509 nucleotides. NCBI's taxonomy places the organism in Eukaryota, Dinophyceae, Suessiales, Symbiodiniaceae. The record is from the annotation of a GenBank genome assembly.